AGUCGGUGCGGUACAUGGCUGCUCAGAAUGGACACCUGGAUGUGGUCCAACUCCUUGAAACAGACGCUGACCCCCAACAAGCCAGCUGACGGCAUCUCUAUGUCCUGUCCUCUAUACUCAGGUAACACACACACAACAGAAGGACUUCGUCAACCUUAGAAGUUUUACACCUAAUGUUAUUGGAUGGUCUGUGUAGCUGUAGACGCUGGACACACAGAGAUGGUGGAGUUGCUGGUUCGGGAAGGUGGAGAGGUCAACGGAACAUACACAAGACACUGUGGCUCCAAGAGAUCCUGCCUUCAUCAGGCUGCUCUUAAGAGAUGCAGUAUACCCAGACCAGAGCAGCCGAGCGGGAGCCUCUCAAGACCAGAGCAGCCGAGCGGGAGCCUCUCCAGACCAGAGCAGCCGAGCGGCAGCCUCUCCAGACCAGAGCAGUCGAGCGGCAGCCUCUCCAGACCAGAGCAGCCGAGCGGGAGCCUCUCCAGACCAGAGCAGUCGAGCGGGAGCCUCUCCAGACCAGAGCAGUCGAGCGGGAGCCUCUCCAGACCAGAGCAGCCGAGCGGGAGCCUCUCCAGACCAGAGCAGCCGAGCGGGAGCCUCUCCAGACCAGAGCAGCCGAGCGGGAGCCUCUCCAGACCAGAGCAGCCGAGCGGGAGCCUCUCCAGACCAGAGCAGCCGAAUGGGAGCCUCUCCAGACCAGAGCAGCCGAAUGGGAGCAUUCUCACUGGAGAGGAGUUAUGUGGACUGUUGUGUGAGGGCCUCAGUCAGUUGUUCUACACCUCCUACUGGUUCCCCCUGCUACUUUCAGGCAGGACUGGAACCCUCCCUACAGCUGCAUCCAGCAUCUAACAUGGAAGAAACACAUUUACUUGCUUAUGGUAUCCAUCCUGCCUGUUUCCUUUACUUGUGAGACUUUUAGUGGCAAUGGAGGCCACUCCUGGAUUUACAGCUGCAGACAGGCCCUGUGAAGGCUUGGUUAGAGGGGCAGUAGCCCUGUGAAGGCUUGGUUAGAGGGGCAGUAGCCCUGUGAAGGCUUGGUUAGAGGGGCAGUAGCCCUGUGAAGGCUUGGUUAGAGGGGCAGUAGCCCUGUGAAGGCUUGGUUAGAGGGGCAGUAGCCCUGUGAAGGCUUGGUUAGAGGGGCAGUAGCCCUGUGAAGGCUUGGUUAGAGGGGCAGUAGCCCUGUGAAGGCUUGGUUAGAGGGGCAGUAGCCCUGUGAAGGCUUGGUUAGAGGGGCAGUAGCCCUGUGAAGG
Molecule: messenger RNA, 1250 nt
Organism: Oncorhynchus tshawytscha (Chinook salmon)
Lineage: Eukaryota; Metazoa; Chordata; Actinopteri; Salmoniformes; Salmonidae
Product: involucrin-like
Exons: 2
Coding region: 184-849 (221 amino acids)
Source: RefSeq, a predicted model, not a curated record